Acanthosepion pharaonis is the source of this 1365-nucleotide messenger RNA. Lineage: Eukaryota; Metazoa; Mollusca; Cephalopoda; Sepiida; Sepiidae. The record is from the annotation of a GenBank genome assembly.
AUGUCAUCUAUCUAUCCUUCUAUCUGUCUCAUCUUAUCUAUCUUUUCAUCCAUCUAUCUGAUCUGUUCUUAUCUAUCUUUGUCUGAUCUUAUCUAUCUCAAUCUGAUCUUAUCUAUCUAUCUAUCUAUCUAUCUCAGUCUGAGCUUGUCUAUCAAUCUAGAUAUGUCUAUUUAUCUAUCAAUAUGUCUGAUUUUCUCUAUAUACACAUCUAUCAAAGUCUCAUCUUAUCUAUCUCUCCAUCUAUCUUUCAAUCUAUCUAUCUAUCUCAGUCUGUUCAUAUCUUCUGAUCAAAUCUAUCUGUCCAUCUAUCUCAAUCUGAUCUUAUCUAUCUAUCUAUCUAUCUAUCUCAGUCUUACCUUGUCUAUCAAUCUAGAUAUGUCUAUCUAUCAAUAUUUUGAUCUGAUCUAUCUAUACAUCCAACUAUCUCAGUCUGAUCUUAUUUCUCUAACCAUAUAUGUAUCCCUGUCUGAUAUUAUCUAUCUAUCUAUCUAUCUAUCUAUCUAUGUCUUUACAUUUAUUUCAAUUUGUCCUCUAUCUAUUUCAGUCUAUCUCUGUGAUUUUAUCUAUCUAUCCAUCUAUAGUUAUGAAAAUCUAUGUCUAUCUAUCUAUCUAUCUAUCUAUCUAUCUAUCUAUCUAUCUCAUUUUUUCUUUCUUUCAUAUUUCCUUUAUCAUUUUUAUUCUUUCUUCUUUAUUGUCUUUAGUCUCUUCUUUUACAUCCUCUGUCUUUUUUCCUUCUCCCUUUCUCUCCCAAUAUUCUUUUGUCUCCCUUUCUCCUACUUCUCUUUCCAGAGCUUCUCCUCCUCCGUUUUAAUAAUACGCCUCCUUCCUUUUCCACUUUUUGCUUUUUCUCCUCCUCUCAUCUCUUCUUUCUCUUCUCUUUCCAUGGUUUCUUUUAAAUCUUUAUCUCCCAUUUCUCCCCUCUUUACUUUCUAUUUUUUCUUCCUCUUUUCUCUCUCUUGUUUCCCUCCUACCAACAUUUUGACCUAUGAUAAUUCUCUCAUUCAAAUCUUCUUUGUUGUCUGCUUUUGUUCCUCCAUCUUCCUUUUCAGCUUCAGUGUCUCUGCUGUCAUUUUAAUAAAUUAUCCUCCUCCGCCUAACUACUUCUUUUUAUCUUUAUCUUUCUCCCACUUUUGUCUUCCUCCUUCCACAAUUUAUACCCUUUCAUCAUUUUUUUCUACCACCUCAUCCUGCACCAACAGAGUGUAUUCAAUUGUUCUCUUCCUAACCUCUUCCUUCUUUUUUUCUUUCAUUCACUCUUUCUUUACUUUCUUUCUAUCAGUUUUACUCCCCAUUCUUCUCUCUUUUGCCUCUCACUCUUUGCAGAUGGUCAACAGAUGUCUUCCAUUCUUUGCAUCCAAAUCAUGA